This is a messenger RNA of Microdochium trichocladiopsis, 2277 nucleotides long. RefSeq lists its product as uncharacterized. Gene Ontology annotation, molecular function: protein binding. Bases 434 to 2011 code for a protein of 525 amino acids. The record is from RefSeq and is a predicted model, not a curated record. Lineage: Eukaryota; Fungi; Ascomycota; Sordariomycetes; Xylariales; Microdochiaceae. The transcript has a single exon.
CGACGAGAUCCACGGGUGGCGGUGGACAAUCAUCUGCGCCCCACCCAGUUCAGCUCAACCUAUUGUGGUCGCCCUGUCACCACCAGCGCAGCGCGCGCCUGCCUUACGAGCCUGGUUGUCUCCACUGAAGUGCUCGACCCACCGAGCUUGCCAGGGGCUGUGUUGCCUGGACUUCAGUGUUGACCUCUCAUGCACGCAGCAUCUCGGCACAUCACAAACAGCUCAGAUCAGUCACGGCCUUCCAGGCAGGAGUGCUGCCUGAUCCAGACGAAUCUGCUGUGGAUUCACUUUGAUUUCACGCGGUUGACCGUCAUAUAAAGCCAGCAGGCACAUGAAGCUGCGUUGGCUCGUCUUCGUUCGAGGCGCAAGUCCGCAAGUCUAAUCACAAGCGGCCACUCCACCACACCUGGUGCUGACACGACGCAUCCUCACCAUGUCUCCUUCUCCAUCACCGUCAAGCUGCCUUCUCAGAACGCCGGUCGAGGUGCUUGCUCAGAUUGCCUCGUACCUACCGACCACUGAAUAUUGCGCGCUGCGCCGGAGCUGCAAGCAUGUCGAGGCCGCCCUGUUUCACCCGUUUGCCACAGAGUUCUUCAAGCGCCGCCAGUUCAUGCUGACCGAAUUCAGCUUGGAAGCACUCAUUGAUAUCUCGAAGUCGCGUCUGGCCCCAAGCGUCGAGUACGUCACUCUCAGCACAGACAAACCGCGAUGGGACGUGUUUCGAAACAACUUGUUUCGCCAUCAACGGCUGGACGAAUACGAGCAGGCACUCCAUUUAAACAGGUUCAGUGAGGAGUAUGAUAGCCACACAGCCCUGAUAACCUCGGGCCGGGAUUACGAGAUGCUUCUGGAGGGCCUCACAGGUCUCCCAAACUUGCAAGCCAUCGGCGUGCGCGACUUCCACUCAAUGGGUCGCUACAGAGACGGCGGCCAUACCAAGUGGCGCCCUUACGGAUCCACGACAUUUCAGAAGCAGACCUCGAUACCUACCGAGUCGGAUACCUCAUUAUACCGUUAUCAUGCUGGCUUCGGCAUAUCACACACCUCUAGUCCCUCCGAGGAAGCCGAGAUGGUGUAUCUCAAACGCGUGUUGACCACGCUCCUGCGCGUUCUUGGAGCAAUGGCAUCAGCAACACCAAUCUCGCGAUUCGAAGUCAUCCUAAGAAGACUUGCGCUCAAUGACCACUCAUUCUCAAUGUCUCCUGCCCUACAAUCAGCAAUAUUCCCAGCACUGGGUCAUCUCAAAGCUCUGUUCUUGGAUCUUUGCACAAUGGCGCCGGCAACCAAGAUAGAAAACGAACAACAUUCUAUCCAGUCAAGCUACCAAUACCAUCUGCUACAAUUGUUGACGAAUGCCACAAGCCUCGAGCAUCUACGACUGAACUGCAAGAACCCGCAGAGCCCGCUCGCCGUUGCUGAACUCUUUUCGUGGCUGGCCAGACCAGCUGCUGACCAACACCCCAGUCUCGAUUCUCAGGUGUAUCCUGGUCUUCCGCUACUUCCACCCUCAAGAGACUUCCCUAACCUCCAGACUGUCGAGAUUGGCUUUGCCUUUAUCGAGCCGCAGGCGCUUAUCGGCCUGUGCACGAAGCUGAAGAGCAGUCUCCGGGCGAUCAAUCUGCACAAGAUCAACCUUUGCGCCUCCACAAAUCAACAAACGGACAAGGUCAACCUCUGGACGCGGCUGCUGCACCAGCUUUCUGGCCUUGAUCUUGCACUAAACUCGAUUGUUCUAGAGGAGGUCGGGCAGGGCCUCGCGAUGUACAAUCUGGUUCCGGUGAAGUUCCACGGACAAAAGAAGAUGAGGUGGUCUGGCAAGGCCACUGCGUAUGGACUGAAGGAUCUCAUUGAUGCUUUGGAAAUAGAGUGGCCAACGGAAGCCCCUAUGGACCAUAGAGACUUGGACGAAUAUGACGAGGACGAAGACGAAGAUGACGAAGAUGACGCGGACAUUGAUGAUGAUGCAAUGGGCGGGAUGGCGGACGAUGCCGAAGCUGAAGAGGAUGCCUAAUCCAGGCGGAGCUGUUUCCGAGCUGUUCGCCGAACCGCUUGCUCUUCAAUAGGCUGCGUAGCCAGCUCGAGCACAGCGCGGGCGGCAUAAGACAGGUGAUCAUGAUUACACAAGGGCCCGAGGCGGAGCGUUGUUUUCCCACUUUCAAGACCAGUGCCAUUGCAAGGGCGAUUGGUCCGCUUCACUACGAAGUACUUAUCCUUUGGCCAGUAUAUCUGUGAUAGUCAAUUACCACAAGAGACUUUGGCAUGAUACGCCAAGUAGAG